Messenger RNA from Prunus mume (Japanese apricot), 1014 nucleotides. The record is from RefSeq and is a predicted model, not a curated record. NCBI's taxonomy places the organism in Eukaryota, Viridiplantae, Streptophyta, Magnoliopsida, Rosales, Rosaceae.
UCCACUCUGCUAACAGCUAUACAUGCUUCACCCGUCUUUCUUCUCCACUCUCCUCCCCUCUAUAUAUAACUUCAAUUCAGCUCUCUGUUUCUCUGCAUUAAAACAGAGAAAAAGAAAAUCCCAACUCUCCUAGUUCCCAGUUAAACCAUAACCAACAAAAUGGCUUCUGCAACUCACGAAGACCUUAGCCUCCAAGAAGAGCAAGAACAGGAACAUGAACGUGUAUUCAAACAACAAAACGACGACGUCCCAGCAAGCUCCCUGAAAUACCUCAACCCAGAAAAGGGUCAAACCAUGGAAACUGUACGCAAAGCUAAUCUCAUCUCUCUGUGGCAGCUCAAUGCCCUCAUAGUCAUGCUUGUCUUCUCAGCCAGCGGCAUGGUCAGCCUGCAAGACUUGGCCUUUGUUCUCUUCUCCAUCGUCUACAUCUUUAUCCUCUCCAAAUUCUCCUUCCCAACUAUUUCCAGAGACCCAUCUCAGGACACACCAGUCUUCAACCCAAAAAGCAAAAUGGUCAGACUUGGCCCAAUCUUUGGCGCCGUCAUCGGCCUCGUCCUCCCCAUAGCCUAUAUCUUCGAUGGCUUCUUGGAAGGAGAUAAAGAAGGCAUCAGAGCGGCUGCCCCGCACGUGUUUCUUCUUGCCAGUCAAGCCUUUGUCGACGGAGUGGCUUUCUCCGACAGGUUCUCGACUCCGAUUCGGGUUUUCGUGCCGGUUUUCUUUAACGCAAAGAAGAUUUUCACGCUCGUGGAUUGGGAGACUGUCUCUUGGGAGAUGGCUUGCCAUUGCUAAUUUGGUUUUCUGGACUUUGGAUCUUUUUGGGUUCAUGUUGCCUAUUUAUCUUCCUAGAGCUUUCAAGAAAUAUUACUCUGCAAAAACAGAGAACUCUAAUAUCAAUAUAUGUUUGUUUCAACGGCAACUGAAGACUCACCACUGUAUGUAUACGUAUGUAGUCACAUCAAGAAAUAAUGUAUGCAUUGUAUUUCGGUAUUUGGUAUUUGGACUUAAAAAUACAUG